Ceratina calcarata is the source of this 1591-nucleotide messenger RNA. It is a transcript of the gene colt, whose product is annotated as carnitine/acylcarnitine carrier protein colt, mitochondrial. Gene Ontology annotation, biological process: carnitine transmembrane transport; mitochondrial transport. Gene Ontology annotation, cellular component: mitochondrial envelope. Bases 144 to 1031 code for a protein of 295 amino acids. NCBI's taxonomy places the organism in Eukaryota, Metazoa, Arthropoda, Insecta, Hymenoptera, Apidae. Gene Ontology annotation, molecular function: O-acyl-L-carnitine transmembrane transporter activity. The record is from RefSeq and is a predicted model, not a curated record. The transcript has 6 exons.
AUUAACUUCUUUAAUUAAAGCCCGAACCGCCCGGGCCGGGCCUGGGAUCGCUGGGAUCUGUGAUCAUUCUCCCUUGUAUAUAUUACAAUUUCUCGUUACGUUGUAUUUUAUCAUUAUUAUAAUCUCGCUACUUAGUGUACAAAAUGUCUGAAGACCACAGCCUUAUUAAAUAUUUCCUAAGCGGCGGUUUUGGCGGCAUAUGUACUGUCGUCGCUGGUCAUCCUCUAGAUACGAUAAAAGUCCGCCUACAAACCAUGCCCAUACCAGGCCCAAAUGAAACACUUUUAUAUAAUGGAACAAUAGAUUGUGCUAAAAAGACAAUAGCACGGGAAGGCAUACGUGGUUUAUAUAAAGGAAUGGCCGCGCCCUUGUGCGGUGUGGCUCCGAUAUUCGCUAUAAGUUUCUACGGAUUCGGGCUUGGUAAACAGUUAGUGAGACAAUCCGAUAAUCAAGAGCUGACGCCGCUGCAACUGUUUUACGCUGGUGCGUUCAGCGGGAUCUUCACGACCGUUAUAAUGGCUCCCGGUGAGAGGAUAAAAUGCUUAUUGCAAAUUCAACAAGGGGAUGCGAAGCCGAAAUACAGUGGUCCUAUAGACUGCGCGAAACAACUGUACAGAGAAGGAGGGAUCAGAAGUAUUUACAAGGGCACCUGUGCCACUCUUCUAAGAGAUGUUCCUGCCAGCGGAAUGUAUUUUAUGACGUACGAAUUGUUAAAGAAGUGGAUGUCCACUGAAGACGGUAAAGUAGGGAUAAUUCAAACAAUUGUAGCUGGCGGCUUCGCUGGCAUUGCGAACUGGAUUGUCGGAAUGCCGCCUGAUGUGUUGAAAAGUCGUUUACAAAGCGCCCCAGAAAAUAUGUACAAACGAGGAAUUCGUGAUGUGUGCGUGUGUCUAUUGAAGGAGGAAGGGCCAAAGGCUUUGUACAAAGGAUGCGUACCUGUGAUGCUUCGCGCGUUCCCAGCGAAUGCUGCAUGCUUCCUUGGCUUCGAGGUCGCCAUGAAUUUCCUCAACUGGGCGAUGCCCAACAUGUAAAACUUGUACAUAGUACAUGAAAUACAUAUAUCAAUAACUGAGAGGGUGUCACGUUUAUACCGUCUUAUUUUGAAGCAAUCUCUGUUUCAAUGUAUACAGUACUGAAGAUUUUUUACUAUAAAUUCAAAUAUGAAAGGAAUUCUUUCAUGAUUAUUAACGGAGAAUAUUUCUUUAGGAUAGUAUUAAGUAUCAUAUUCCUAAGGUUUAUAAGACUACGCCUUCUACAAUGAAAGUAUAAUCAUCACAUCCAGUGAAAGUACCAGCUCUAACUAACAUGGACUGUCUUGCAUAAUAUAGACGACUAAAAGAUAUUUGUAUAAUGGCACUUGACAAUGAUCUUUAACAAAUGUCUAUCAUACUGCAAAUGGAUUUUCUCCCAAUUUAAAGUUCGUGCUGUUAUACAAGUUAAAAAUUUAAAAAUAGCUUGUAACAAACAAUAUUAUGUCAGAGAGAAAAAUUUUCUCUCCGAUUAUAUCUUUGUAUUACUUUUUUUUAUUGUUGAAUCUCUAUUUUGUAACUCCAUAUAUUUUUUAUAGCAGCAAAUAAAAACCGAUAUUGAA